This is a messenger RNA of Fomitopsis serialis, 919 nucleotides long. RefSeq lists its product as uncharacterized. Lineage: Eukaryota; Fungi; Basidiomycota; Agaricomycetes; Polyporales; Fomitopsidaceae. The transcript has 4 exons. Gene Ontology annotation, molecular function: iron-sulfur cluster binding. The record is from RefSeq and is a predicted model, not a curated record. Bases 394 to 729 code for a protein of 111 amino acids.
CCCGGUUCUCUCUUCCUCUCCUCCGCCAGGCACGCGCCCGUCUCUAUACAUAUUUGCGAUAGUACAGCCGCUCGAGGACGAAGUCUUAUUGAACGGCAACGGCAACUUGAGUGGUGUGCUCGUCGUACGCGUGCUUUCGGUCAGACGGACACGAUCCCUGCAGACGCAGCGAAUGACACCAUUCGGCUGCCUAUCAUGUACGGUCCCAGGACGGCCCAGGGUUUGAUCACGGACGCCCGAUUUGCCCUGCGCGGUGCCUGUUUUCUCUGCGCCGGCAUAGUCGGAAACAUGAAGCAGUUCUCGCCGGCCGACAGAUUGUCAAGGUGUUAGUUACUGACAAUGAAUCACCACUAGUGUUUACUUCGACGUUGGAAUGAUGUCGCGGCUGUCAGGAUGCAUGCGGGCUGGCGUUGGGCCGGCGGGUCGAUACGUGCCUUCACCAAUUCCAAGCGGUGGGAGUAUCUCCUGUCUAUUAUGAUAUUUCUCGCCCAGUUACUUAGCAUGCAUGACAGGCCCUUGCGCGAACCUUACAUUUAUCAGACGUCCUAUAAAUGUAGGAACCAGGCGGCAUGCCCGACGUGUUUGGUGCGAGCGCGGGGUACCUGGCCAUGUGCUCUGCCUCCGAUUCAGGCUUAUCGUGGGGUGAUGCCGCAUCCUGACGUCGUGGCCGAGUUCAUACUGUAUUGGGGUCGCGCAUAUCAGAUGCAUCGCGUCUGCUUCGGGACCUGAAUACAAGCUGCGGCGGCUGGUAGCGGUUCCUUACGAAUCCGGCCGAGAUCCAGAAAUCGGUACCAAACAAAUCUUGAGGCGAUCCAGAAGGAAUUCCGGCUCAUCAUCGCGGUUCGCUGCUCUUGUCAGUAUUGUUCUCGGGAACUGGAAUCGGGUUGAUGGACCUGAACUGUCAGGUGGGCAAUGUAGC